Messenger RNA from Cyanidioschyzon merolae strain 10D, 1029 nucleotides. RefSeq lists its product as hypothetical. The record is from RefSeq and is a predicted model, not a curated record. The coding region runs from base 1 to 1029 and encodes 342 amino acids. Lineage: Eukaryota; Rhodophyta; Bangiophyceae; Cyanidiales; Cyanidiaceae. The transcript has a single exon.
AUGAUAUCUGGGGCGAGCGCCUAUGAGCUCCAGCGGCAGCAACGCAUAGAGAGGAACAAAGAACUCUUACACCAGUUUGGUAUUCACGAUCUGGGCUUGCAGCGCGUUCGGAGCGUGACUUUGGCCAAAAGGCCGUGCAAGGCAGCGUGCGAAGCGUCGCCCUCGCACGUACUCGAGGACAAUCCAGAGGCAAACGCAGAGUCCACAGAGACCCGGAACACGAGUUUCACUCUGCGUCGGUCCACACGGCUACGGGAACGCGAACUGGUGGCGUGCACCAACCAGGAGCAGCCAUUGAACUCCCGUAUCGUUGCCCGCCUACAUGGCGUCCGUUGCAAGCGUUUGCGCACGUCCGUGUCGGAUCCACGAGAGACGGCUUCUGUAAGCCUGUCGGCAAGCAACUCCACAAAAUACUUGAACUGCGACGUCGACAAGCUUUCUACAUACCUGGGAGGAUUCGUUCCGGUACCACCGCGUCUGGGAGGCCAAGUAAAACGCUCCGUCAUCGAAGCUGCAUGCGCAGCUGCCGUGCGGCCAGUUUUCAACCGCAUGUCAGGUAUCUGUGAAUGGUGGAAUGCAGUGAUGUUGUUUGUAAACCUGCCCGCUGGUGACCGUGCGCUGCAAAAUGACAAACCGUCGAUUCCGAAUGCUUCGCUGGGCCGCGGCUACGUGAAUGUGUUUUAUGGAUCUGGUGAGUACAUCGUCUGGUACGCGCAGCGCACCCAAGACCCUGAACACCCGACAUUGCGCAGACUGAUUGUUGAUAGCGAACGCCGUGGUGCAUCAGAAACCAAUAUACUGCUCUUUUGUCGUAUGCCCAAGCCGUACGACUCGCACUAUCUCUACUGCGGACGGCUUCGUUAUGUAGAGCAUAGCAACAAAACCCAUCCAAUUCGCUUCAAUUUCCAACUGAUGGACUUUGCAUCGCUCAUCGAGCCGAAGUCUUCAUGUGGAACUCCCGCGUCCGCGUAUAGCACAGCAAUUAGGGGCGACUAUGCUGCUGCGUGGGAGCUCGCUUCACGGCGCUAG